CGAAGGGUAGUUUGGAAUUUCCUGGUUUAAUCCAGUGAGGACUGGAAGACUACAGGUCCGCAGUACUAAAUUGCAUUAUUACAAAAUAUAUCUGUCCUUUCUCUCUGUUGUAUGGUCCGUCGUGUAUAAAAGGGCAGAGAAACCACGCCACAUUUCACAGUCACUUUUGAUACCACAAGUAACAAGCACCUCAAAUUAUCUCCCUUGCAAAUUUACAAGACUCCACAAAUCCUUUGAAAUGGAAUCCAGAACAAAUAGUUAUCUUUCGUUGAUCUUGUUGGUUGCCUUGAUUGCUUCCAUUGGGGUUGCAAUGCCAACUUCUGAAAUUACAUCUGCUAACGUUGGCACUGAUUACUCAAUAAAGACUUCCCCCAUCAUGUCGCGGAGAGCAAGACAAUACUACCCGUAUGGUGGUUAUGGGGGAUACGGAGGUUAUCCAGGAGGAUACUACCCGGGUGGUGGAUUGGGAUUCGGACAGAGUCAAUCCAGUGCAGCCGCGAGUGCUAGUGCUAGUUCCGGAAGUACUGGAUUUGGUGGAUUUGGAUACGGAAAGUAAUUCAACAAUGCAAAUCCGUUCGUUUUCGUCUCCGGAUUUUAAUUAGUCAAUAAUUAAUGUUAUUUAUUUAAACUCAUCUUUACUGAUUUGUACAACUAAUUUACAAAUUUUGUUGAAUAAUCUUAAACAAUUAUAUCGACAUUUGGCAUAUGCCUUGUAAUUAAUAAAAUUUCCUUUCCAUAUAA
Molecule: messenger RNA, 741 nt
Organism: Folsomia candida
Lineage: Eukaryota; Metazoa; Arthropoda; Collembola; Entomobryomorpha; Isotomidae
Product: shematrin-like protein 2
Exons: 4
Coding region: 239-556 (105 amino acids)
Source: RefSeq, a predicted model, not a curated record